UCCAUGUUUCCUCCCCAUUUGCCGUACGUGUGAUCGUAGUAAACAACUCGAAACGGAAAAUGUACUUUUUGAAGUUUUCGCAGCGUUCUUUUGUCGUUUGUCGUGCGCCGCUUGUCACUCAACAUAAUUAAAUAUAUUUUAAAAACAAAGCGUAACAAAAAACCAGCAAACAAAAAUCGCAAAAACAAAAUACGCCACAGAAAAGGCAGAAUCUGCAUUACUCAUUGCUCAAUUAGAAUAAUUCAUUUGCUGACGCUUGUCUAACUCGCCGAAGGUGCGCGUGUUAAAAGAUAAAAAGAAACAAAGUCAACAGAAACAUACAAAAAAAAUAAAAUAAAAUAAGAUUUCAAAGAGAACAUUCAAAAAGAAAUUGCCUGAAAAGUUGGUCUAAAACUAAAGAAUUAUUUUMAUAUAUAUAAUUGCAAUUUAUUGUCACAGCUGUUGCACAACACGAAAAAAACGCGAAUGCAAUCGUUUGCCAAGGAGGGACGUCAGUGGUCGUGCGUUUUCUUCUGAUGUGUUUCGCGCUAGAAAAUCUUCACCCAGUGCAACUGCAAAGAAGCAUUAAAAGUAUGUUCCAAAUAUAAAACCCGAAUUAGUAGUCGAACGUGCGCCGUACCCGAUCUGUGCUGUUCUUAAAGUGUCCUAAUUAGUGAUCUUGCAGUUAACUCCCUUCUGAUUUAUGUGAUAUAUUUGCAAAAGUAACAAAAUACAAAGCAAAAACUUCAUUACAACAACAUGCUGCGURUUGAAAGAUUUGACUUUUUACCGUUACGGAGAGUAAUUGUCAUACUGCUUUUACUUGUCUUCGCGACACAAAAGAUCUGUGCUAAUAAUAGUCUCGCCGUCAACCGAUCAGUGCCUGCCUGUAAAUUACCACCGAUGCCUUUGCUCUGCGACAAUAAGCUGCACCGUUAUGCCUACAAUGCCGCUACCGGAAAUUGUGUGAGUCUCUAUACMAGCAGCUGUGCUACAAAUACAAUGACGAAACAUUUUCUCACCUUCGAGGAAUGUCGACGCGAUAAUAUGCCAAUAAUGCGCUAUUAAAUGAUGGUGCAUACCAAAAGUCCAUUUCAAAUACCGAUGAAAUAAAGGAAACAUUCCGAUUUGAAAAAAUCCUUUUAAUUUUAAUACGCACACUAAUAUAUAAAUAUUUAUAUUUUAAAAUUAUUUUAAA
Bactrocera latifrons is the source of this 1177-nucleotide messenger RNA. RefSeq lists its product as uncharacterized. Lineage: Eukaryota; Metazoa; Arthropoda; Insecta; Diptera; Tephritidae. Gene Ontology annotation, molecular function: serine-type endopeptidase inhibitor activity. The coding region runs from base 739 to 1047 and encodes 102 amino acids. The transcript is spliced from 2 exons. The record is from RefSeq and is a predicted model, not a curated record.